Messenger RNA from Bursaphelenchus xylophilus (pine wood nematode), 476 nucleotides. The record is from the annotation of a GenBank genome assembly. NCBI's taxonomy places the organism in Eukaryota, Metazoa, Nematoda, Chromadorea, Rhabditida, Aphelenchoididae.
AUGGCUAACCAGAAAAAGCAAGGAGAAAAGAAGAAGGAGGAGAAGAAGUCGAAUGACCAGCAGCAGAAGCAUGGAGUGCCCAAGCCAAAAGCCAAGCCCACCCCUUAUGCCACCAUACUGAAGGAAAUGAAGUCUACGGCCUUCUCCACAAGGUCUGCCAAAACCACCGGCCUUGCUCAAGCGCCCCUUCUGGGGACCAUUGUGUACAGUUGGUGGGCAUGCUGAAUCGAAUAACCCGCCACGACUUGCUCUACAAGAAGUCGGUGGUGCCAGCCUUGAAGAAGCUGGACGUCGUAUGGCGGCAUUAUUCACACCGCCACCCUGCUGAGGCCAAACAAGUUGAGGAAGAUCUCAUGGAGUUGGACAACCCAGAGCCUGAAGACCAGCCCGGUCCUUCCAAUUCAAAGGACAAUUCUUCAAAGGGCAAAAAGGCCAAGUCAAAGAAGGCAAAUGCAGAGGAAGAUCAAGCUGAGUAA